Messenger RNA from Dendrobium catenatum, 1233 nucleotides. RefSeq lists its product as uncharacterized. Bases 1 to 1233 code for a protein of 410 amino acids. The record is from RefSeq and is a predicted model, not a curated record. Lineage: Eukaryota; Viridiplantae; Streptophyta; Magnoliopsida; Asparagales; Orchidaceae. The transcript is spliced from 3 exons.
AUGAAGCGAUCCUUUUACACCGAAUUUGACAAUGAUAUUUUUGAUUCCGUGAGCAACAACGAGUCAUCUAAUGCCAUAUAUCUCAAAAAUUAUGGUUCUCAUCUUGAUUGGAGAGUUUUUCAAGGACGAAAGGAAAUGAAGAGGUUUCUUAAAGGGAAAGGGUUAGUUCAUGGUAGCUCUAGCUCCCAACAUAAUGUAGAUGAAGUUAUCUCCAACAAUCCUAAAAGCACGUAUAGAAAUCCUAGGUGGCAUGAGGAGCACAAUGUUGUGCUAGCCAAGCUUCUAUAUGAGCAAUUCGUACAUGGAAAUAUAUGUAAUGGUAACUUAAGGAAGGAGCAGUGGCCGAAUCUUGUUAACGUCUUGAAUAGUCGUUUGGAUAAUAUCGCAGUGGGUAACGGUGCUAGAUCCAAUAAGAAAAAAUCUGCAACAGUAAAUUUAGAACAAGAUGAGACGCCCCAGUACGAAGAUGACUUUCUCACUGCUAAUAGUGUAACAUUUGAAUUUGAAGAAACUCCAACAAGCAACUUGCCUGAGGCAAUUGAUGGGUUAACUCCAAACCCAGAACAACUUGGCAUUUUCUUACGUGGUGUUGCCCAUGUACACAGCUAUCGACAAUUAUGCGAGCUUUUUCAACAUUCAUUAGAAACAGUUAGCAGGUACUUUAAUCAAGUUCUGAAGGCAAUUAUGUCUUUGUCGGAUGAAUUUAUAAGUUUACAUACAGUAGAUGUUGAUUGUCAUCCAUUUAUACGUGCAAAUGAACAAUUUCACCCAUUCUUCAAAAAUACGGUUGGAGCGAUAAAUGGUACACAUAUUCCAACUGUCGUAAGUACUCAUUUACAAAAUCGAUAUUGUAAUCGUAAGGGAUUUACAUCACAGAAUGUAAUGGCUGCAGUGUCAUUUGAUCAACAGUUCGUAUAUGUAGCAUCUGGGUGGGAGGGAUCUGCUGCUGAUAUGCGUGUGCUUAGAUGGGCAGUAGAACAAGGGCAGUUUGAAGUACUACCCCGCAACAAAUAUUUUUUGGUUGAUUCUGGUUAUGCAAAUACUGAUAGACUGAUUGUCCCAUUUCGCGGAUAUCGAUAUCAUUUAGCAGAUUAUCGUGGAAGUACGACAAGGCGAUACGCUGCCGAGCAAGAGUUAUUCAAUCACCGUCAUGCACAGCUACUCAAUGUGGUAGACUAUCGAACUUUUGGGAUUUGUAAGGAACAUUUUCAGAUUUUGACGCACAUGCGAUAG